Messenger RNA from Babesia bigemina, 2589 nucleotides. RefSeq lists its product as hypothetical. The transcript has a single exon. Bases 1 to 2589 code for a protein of 862 amino acids. The record is from RefSeq and is a predicted model, not a curated record. Lineage: Eukaryota; Apicomplexa; Aconoidasida; Piroplasmida; Babesiidae.
AUGGGAUGGUUCAUUGAUCGUCACCUCUACUACCUGCAUUCGGAGGAAUACGUCUCGUUUUUGACGCUGAUCCACUUGUGCUGCAUGGUCUUGACUGGCUAUGGCGUCGUGCAUCACUCCGCUGACCUGAAUGAAAUCCAGAACAACGUUUGGGCAAUAUGUCUGUCGUCGUUUGGUUUCCUGUGCAAUCUGUGCGCAAUCAGAGGCGGGCCGAACUUCUUCUACUGGUACCUCCCACUCACGGUGCUCCUGAGUUUGGCGCUCUUCUUCAUCCUAUCGGCAUACCACGGCUUGUUGAUGGUUUAUAUGGUUCACCUGCCGCUGGUGUCUUUCACGUUGACCGGAGUUCCUUGCAUUCUCAUGGUGGCAGUAAGCAUGGGGGCGCUGGUUCUGGGAAUCGCAUUUCACACGGUUCUUGUUUCUGCACUCUACUCGGAGUUUCACGGCCAUUCGUCCGGGGGGUUCAUGCGGAAUGUGACUGCGUGGUUGAGGCCACCAACGGCGCGGGGCUUCACAAUAGUGAUGCUGGACGCGUAUAUCGUCUUGAUUCAGAUCGUAAUAGGAAUAUUUUGCUACCAGCGCUAUGUGAAGUUAGGUCAGCUGAUUGCCGCAUACCGCCUGAACCCAGCAAGAUACCUGGGCUCAUUCAGCUCCAUCGACGAACUCGAGGAUGACUUCCUGCCGCCUGAAAACCCUUCGGCGGACAAUAGUGCGACCCCAGUGAAGAAGUUGAGCAUCCCCAUGCACCACUGCCCUCCAGAAGAAGCCGAAAGUGCGCAGAACUCUGACGCUGAUUGGUCGAAGUUUGAACAAAGCAAUCUGAUGCAUGGCAAGCGCCGCGUUUCUGUGGAACACAUUGAGCCUUUGCACUUCCAGAACCUCAUUCGCCAUGGGCCCCCUCACGUCAUUUCGGAGUCCGACGGGGCGAACCAAAGCAGCCCCUUUAACAUGGACUUGGAGGAGAUUAGGAAACACUACAAACCGAAGCCAGGCGGUUACAUCGAGUCGCUGCUGCAAUCUCAUUACGCUGGUGAUGGUUCUCGUAAGAAAGUGACUCUAAACCGCACAGAGCCGGCUGCGGGUGGGAGCCCUGUCGAAUCUACGCCAACCGCGUCUCAGAAGACCCGCAACGUGACGUGGGAGAAGCGGGAUUCAACGCAAUCAAACGAAAUCCCGGUUGUAGAGGAAGAUAAAACUGACACAGUGAUACCGGAACAAGAGGGGCGCGAAUACUCCACCGUGCGUUCCGCUGAGUCAGCUACCAAACACCGCUUAUCUUUUCAAAGCUCCAAGACCACCUUCGCCUCAGGUUCAGUUGAUGGAGAACAGGAAAACCGGUCGUAUGUCAUAACGGCAUUGAAAACGUUGCGGCAGUUUUCGCUCUCUUCGCAUGGCGCCAUAACACCCGAUAAUGGCGUCGUGUUCGGGCGCAAGAAUGACAGCAAAUCGUGGCGCAACUCGUAUGACGAGUUGCGUAGUAUGACUAGGAGCCUUCAAUUGGACCCGGCGUUAUCGUAUGGUGCUGAAAAGUCGUUGGCUAACUGCCAGGUGGAUGGCAUGCGUAUAGGCUCGUUUGAAGGCGCCGGCUAUACACAGCGCACUCACCGGGUGCCGCACGAAGCUGUGCGUUUUCAAGAUGGCCACGCGCGGGUGCUCUCGCCUAUAAACCUGCGUACUUCUGCGUGUUUGAGUCAAAUGAGCUGGUCGCACUCCGAUGCGAGCUUCGCGCACCCGACGACGUCGAAUGCAACGCUGAAUGCUCUAAUUCGGGUGAUGCCCAAUUGCGGCUAUCGUGUGAUUGUGGCCGCUAUUCGGAUGGUGCAUCGCAUGAGCAACAUACGCGAGUUGAUCGCCCACUAUACCUGGACUCAGCCACCGAACAUGCCAGGCAUCAACGGCGUUGGAUUCUUUGCGCACACGCGUAUCGAAAGCUGGUAUGUAGACUGGAUGCACGAAUUCAACAUGACCUUCUACAAGUGUACGAUCAAUGAGACGAUGCUGAUAUUCGUGUUGGCGAUGUUGUCGGAUAUCUUGGUGGUCGUGCGCUUGUACAACACAUUGGAGGUGGGGCCUGCGGCGGAUGAUUUCUUUUCCACCCUGCGUAUAGUGCUUCUAACGCUGCGGUAUGUGGCGUACCCGGCGGGUAUGAUGUUCUCGUUGUGCCACCUAAAGGCAAAGGGGGUCACGAAGAACGCGGUGUUCUACAAUCGGUCCUUGGUGAUGCUCUGUUUGGGCAACAUGAUCUUGACUUUCAUCGACUUAUGGUCAUGCCUCGAUAUUUUCAAAGCUGGAUUUGCGCUUCAUAAUUCGCUCUACGCAUGCAGUGCGAUGACAACGACAAGUUUGAUGUUGUUCACCCGCCCUCCGAUCCUGCUCGGCCUAUUCGGGAUUAGCGUUUUUAGUUACGGGUGUUUACUAUAUCUGGCUGGGAAUACCGUUGGUUGGUGUAUUUUGGAGCUGGUUAGCCAGUUGGUGGUUGCGGCAGGUUGUUUGAUGUUCUUCGUACGCCCGAUUGACACAAACAGGCGGAAGCUCUUUUGCCUUUACACACUCCCAUAUCUUUUUUACCUCGAGGCUAUGCGUUCUUGA